AUGGUCUCAACGGCCGACACACACCGGUAUGGCGUUGUCCUCGAUGCAGGCUCAUCGGGGACACGAGUUUAUGUGUACAAGUGGUUGGACAACACUGUCGCUCGCCUAGAUGCCUCUAGCCGACAUGCGCUCCCUGAACUCGAGACCAAGGACAAGUGGACCAAGAAAGUCCACCCUGGGGUAUCAACUUUCGGGACUACACCUGAAUUAGUCGGCGAUGACCAUCUCAAACCUCUCAUUAAACAUGCCCUCGAAUAUGUUCCAAAGGAGGCCGUACCGACUACUCCGAUUUUUCUCUUAGCAACUGCUGGCAUGCGCUUGCUCCCUGAUUUCCAACGAGACGCUCUAUUGCGCAAUAUCUGCUCAUACGUCCAAUCAGAGACUAAGUUUUUGAUGCCCGACUGCGGCCUACAUGUGCAGGUUAUCUCAGGCGAGACGGAGGGGUUGUAUGGCUGGAUUGCUGCGAACUACCUCCUUGGGGGGUUUGACGACAAAGAUCGACAUAAUCACGGCAAAGGACAUCAUACAUAUGGCUUCCUGGAUAUGGGAGGUGCUUCAGCACAGAUUGCUUUCGCACCAAAUGCUACAGAAGCUGAAAAGCACGCAGAUGAUUUGACACUAUUAAGAUUGAGAACGAAUAAUGGCGUAUCCCAGGAAUACAAAGUCUUUGUCACCACCUGGCUUGGGUUCGGGGCUAACGAAGCGCGUCGGCGUUACGUGAAAGAUCUGGUGGACUCCUAUUCCGCAGAAAGACUCACAGAAUUACCUGACCCAUGUUUGCCUCAAGGACUCAAGUUGACUUUAGACGGAUCCAUAAUAAACUUGGGAGAAAACCCACCGCCUGGCCAUCAUCUGGUAGGGACCGGGAAGUUUGACGAGUGUCUUCAUCGAACAUUCCCACUGCUCGAGAAAGAUGUCCCGUGUCCCGACGAACCAUGUCUUGUCCAUGGUGUUCAUGUUCCUGCAAUCGACUUUGAUGUGAACCAUUUUGUUGGAAUCAGUGAGUAUUGGCAUACAACCCAUGAGAUUUUUGAAAUGGCACAUAAAGACAAAUCCUAUGACUUCAACACUUAUCAAAGUCGAGUCAAAGAAUUUUGCGGACAAGAUUGGUCCGUAAUUGAAAAGGGAAUUGUGGAUAAGACCUGGGGCAAGAAGGUUGACGAGCACACUGCCUUUGAGGUCUGUUUUAAAGCUAGUUGGCUUAUCAACAUGCUGCACGACGGAAUCGGCAUUCCUCGAGUAGGCAUCGAGGACACGGCGGCUUCCUCUUACAAUGGCACCAAAGAAAUCCUCCAGAGCGGCAAAGAUAAGGGCUUCCUCGACCCUUUCCAGGCUGUAAAUAAGAUCAAAUCUACCGAAGUUAGCUGGACCAUGGGAAAGAUGGUGCUCUAUGCCUCCGCUAGUAUCCCAGCUGCCGUCGAAGGUGAUCUUCCGGUUGGUUUUGGCAGCAAUGUUCCGGGCAUUUCGAAAGACUUCCAGCUGCCCGGUGGCGGGCUACUCCAGGACAUCCCCGACUAUACUCCUGGUAAGACUUCAAAUACUGGGGAGAGUAGCAACAGCAUCACCAACCAAAUUCACGACACACUCUUCAAGUCUGACGCCCCCCACCGCCUCCCAGGCUUCAUCUUCUUUCUCCUCAUCCUAGUCAUCGCGACAUUCUACCUCUGCGGCCGUGACCGCAGGGCAAAGAUCCGCGGAGCUCUAUUCGGCUCCUUCCCUUCACCCGGAAAGUCCACAUCACGUGGACCGCUGUCCUUCCUCAACAAGAUUUUAGGCCGUCAACGCCCCGCUGGUCGCUUCGACCGCGAGCUCGAAGAUGGCACGUCUCGAUUAUACGACCCCAACGACUUCGAAUUAGGGAACAUGUCAUCCUCUUCCGACGAUGAUACAUUCCUAGAGCCAGCGGACGCCUUCCCCAAAUCAAAGUCCAGGAGCAAAAGAAACCUAGGUCGGAUGACGCCUGACCUGAUGGACCGCGCAGGACUGGUCGUGCGGACCGAGAGCCGCGAACGCCUCGGCGGUGACAUGAGCUUAGGAAUCGCUCCCAGCAAGGGCAGAACCAGCAGCCGCACCGCGAGCCCAUCUAGGGGUCGUUGA
Exophiala aquamarina CBS 119918 is the source of this 2097-nucleotide messenger RNA. RefSeq names its product apyrase. Gene Ontology annotation, molecular function: nucleoside diphosphate phosphatase activity. Bases 1 to 2097 code for a protein of 698 amino acids. Gene Ontology annotation, biological process: nucleoside diphosphate catabolic process. Gene Ontology annotation, cellular component: membrane. The record is from RefSeq and is a predicted model, not a curated record. The transcript has a single exon. Lineage: Eukaryota; Fungi; Ascomycota; Eurotiomycetes; Chaetothyriales; Herpotrichiellaceae.